AUGAAUGAACUCUGGCAGCCUGACGUCAGUGGGAUGGGGAACUGUAUGUGUGUCAGCGGAACAAACACUGAGCUGCAUACCUUCCGCCUGCAGUCCGUGAUGUCGCAGCAGUGCCGGAGAUGCUGCUGCCCAGAUAGUGCACUUAGUCAAUGGGAUAGGUGUCGACAGUGUCGUGCAGUGCAGCCUGCCAGAUUACAUCACAUCACAGCGGGUUUUAUACCUGUCCUGCACACAUAUAAGAGUGAGAACACUUUGUGUUCCGAGAGCAGGAGGACCUGGGACCUGUCAUCCUGCCUUAGCGCAAUACGUCGGCGAGCAGAGAACAUCAAGACGUUCUGGUUCGGAUCCGAGUAUGUGUCAAAGUGCGGGGACAAGUCCGAGUUCAGCGUCGACUGCUACAACCCAAAACCCUACUCCGAGGAUAGUGUAGUCUCCAGAAUAUUCCAGCGCGGAGACUACGACAAGAAGAACCUGGACAGGUUUAUGGAGAUCACAUUCAUCGCUCAGCCAGGCAAGUACGAAGCGUGUGGCAACGAGUUCAGCUCUCUGCACUCCAAGCUGAUCUCCGUCGACCCCCUGUCCAACCAGGUCCACACCCCUUAUGAGCUGAAGGACAUGCCCUACCUCUGGUGGGAGUCGGAGGAGAAAGACAUGUUCUCCCUCAUCAUCCUCGACCCCGGCUACCUCAACAUAAAGGGUUUCUUCAUCAACAUCAGGGGCUCCAACGUCACGACGGGAGAGGCAAUCCAGGUGUAUGAGGGACCACAGAACCCCACGAAGAAUGUCAACCCGUACGUGUUCCUGCUGUUCAAGCAGAAGGCCUACAUCAAGAUGCCAGUCAUCUGGAGGCAGAAGUUCUUUCACAGGUCCAGCCCCAUUGACUUCAGGGAGCUCGCACAGCAGUUCUCUCUCACAGGUCCGGUGGCGAUGUCGUGGGUGCGAGUUGUUGGAGACCCCUACGCUGCAGACAUCAUGAAGAAGAAGGGCUACAUGAACACAUGUCCACAGUUUAUUUACGAAGCGUUCAAGACGAAGGAGACGCCGUUCAUCCCCCGCGAGAAGAAAUACCGUCCGGACAUGAAUGUAUAUGUGAACGUCACCUUCCAGUCGCCCGCCGUCAACUUCAACUCCUGCUGCUCCUUCUUCACAUUGCCACAAAAAACAAUCUCUCUCAAUCCAAUAGGAAAUGCCAAAGUGAAAGCUGCGUUCGCACGGCAAGAAGUUAUUCCAAAAGUUGAACUCUCCAUGGCAACAGCAUUCCCCAGCGCCACGCGGGACUUCCGGGACAAACUCCUCACACUGAUCGUGGUCGACCCCGAUGUUCCACUUCCGGAAUUCGGCAGCAAAGAAAUCCCGUUCGUUCAUUGGUUGGUUGUGAAUAUCUGUGACGGUCAGGUUGAUAACGGCGAGGUAGUCCAGAGUUACAUCGGGCCGGCUCCUCCUGACAAGAAGCCCCACAACUACUACUUCCUGGUGUUCGAGCAGGGCUACGAGCUGGAGCCGUCAGAGGUCUCGUCCUACGCCGCGGCUAACUGCUCCAAGAUGUUCAGGGGCAGGUGCCGAUACUCUCUGACUUCUCUGGUAAAAACACAUAACCUCAAGUUGGUCGGAGCAACAUGGAUGCUUUCAGAAAACGACGAAUUUGUUCGUCAUAUUUAUAUAGGCAUGGGACAGCCUCGUUGUCGGGUGUGCAAGGACGUCCCCGGCUAUGGAAUUCCCUGUCCUUCUUCAGAACAAUGGACAAGCUGGAAGAGCAAAUGGUUGAGACGGAACCGGAAAUAGAUACAUGUUUGCACAUGCGUAAGGGCGUGGAAGCACCGAGUGACAGUUGAACGAAAAAUAGCUAAUGUCGAGUGACAAAAGAGCAUUGUACGCCAAUAACGUUCUCUUACAAUGAUCCACAGUCACACUGUAUGCCAGGAACGUUCUCAUACAGUGAUUUGCAGACACACUGUACGUCAAGAAAGUUCUCUUACAGUGAUCCACAGUCACACUCUAAGCCAGGAACGUUCUCUUACAGUGAUCCACAGUCACACUGUACAUCAAGAACGUUCUCUUACAGGGAUCCACAGUCACACUGUACGUCAAGAAAGUUCUCUUACAGUGAUCCACAGCCACACUCUAAGCCAGGAACGUUCUCUUACAGUGAUCCACAGUCACACUGUACAUCAAGAACGUUCUCUUACAGGGAUCCACAGUCACAUUGUACGUCAAGAACGUUCUCUUACAGGGAUCCACAGUCACACUGUACGUCAAGAACGUUCUCUUACAGGGAUCCACAGUCACACUGUACGUCAAGAAUGUCAGUGAUGUCAGGUAUAAUCAUUGAAAUCAUCAAUAACAUGGUAGAAGUGUAUUGCCGCAAGGCACCAGGCAACAACAAACAGCUACUACUACCCGUAGGGCAUAUCAUGUUUAACCUUAUUACAAGGUGUUGUCACGAGCACCUGGUGUCAUCAAGGAUUCAUUGGUGUACUCAGUGUUUAGCGGAAUCUCUUCGUAUGAUAAUCGAAAAAUCGUUUGGUUUUUUUCCCAUUUUUGUUCUUUCGGCGGUGUCUAAUUGAAGAACAAUGAGCUCUUCGUUUCCGAUUGAUGAACUGAUGGUUUUAAUUAUUUUAGUAUUUCAUGAAAGCAUGUUAUAUUUAAUCAUUUUUCUCUUGCCAUCUCUGGAUGAAUGCGAUUCACCCUUCUCGCUUAUCUCAUCACCAUCUCAUGUACAUAGUACCUCAUCCACAUGUGAAUAUUGUAAAUACUAAUAAUAUAUUAUUGUUGAACAUAAUUAAUAAAAUUAUUUAUUAUAAUGAAA
Molecule: messenger RNA, 2806 nt
Organism: Haliotis rubra (blacklip abalone)
Lineage: Eukaryota; Metazoa; Mollusca; Gastropoda; Lepetellida; Haliotidae
Exons: 10
Coding region: 1-1782 (593 amino acids)
Source: RefSeq, a predicted model, not a curated record